AUGCAGUCCGCGUGGGGCGGCGACCGGUCCUUCUUCGACCUGCACGCCCACGACUUCGUGCGCGUGUCGACGUGCGUGCCGCGCGUCUUCCUCGGCGACCCGCUGCGGAACGCGGCGGCCAUCGGCGAGCUCUACGACCGCGCCGUCGCCGACGGGUCGAGCUGCUGCGUGUUCCCGGAGCUGUGCGUCUGCGGCUACGCGCUCGACGACCUGCUGCAGCAGGACGCGAUCCUCCGCGAGACGCUCGAGGCGCUCGCGCUGCUCAAGGCGCGCACGGCGCCGGGCAAAGCCCUGCUCGUCGUCGGCGCGCCGCUCCGCGUCGACGGGCGGCUCUACAACUGCGCGGUCGUCCUCCACGGCGGGCGCGCGCUCGGCGUGAUCCCCAAGAGCUACCUGCCCAACUUCCGCGAGUUCUACGAGGCGCGCCAGUUCGUCUCGGGCCGCGAAAGGUGCUGCGGCGACGUGCUGCCCGGCACCUUCCUCGGCGAGGCCGGCGUGCCGUUCCGCGCGGACGUCGUCUUCCGGUGCGCCGAGAACGCGGACUUUUGCGUCGGCGUCGAGGUCUGCCAGGACGUCUGGGUGCCCGUGCCGCCGUCGACGUUCCAGGCCUUCCGGGGCGCGACCGUGCUCUGCAACCUGAGCGCGUCGAACAUCACCAUCGACAAGAGCCGCUACCGCCACGCGCUCGUCGCGUCGAUGUCGUCCAAAAACUACUGCGCGUACCUCUACACGUCCGCGGGCGCGGGCGAGUCGACGAACGACCUCGCCUGGGACGGCCAGGCCGUCAUCUACGAGUGCGGCGACCUGCUCGGCGAGUCGGAGCGCUUCGCCGACGACGUCCGGGGCCAGGCGCUCCACGGCGACGUCGACCUCGGGCGCGUCGCGCAGGACCGGAGCCGCGACAUGACGUGGUCGCAGAACGGCCGCGACUUCAGGGAUCUCGUGGAAAAGGUGCGCGUCGUCGACUUCUCGCUCGUGCCCGGCGGGUCGCACGGCCUCGGCUUCCGCCGGGUGGCGAAGCGGCCCUACGUGCCGAGCGACCCCGCGACGCUCGCGGAGCGGUGCUACGAGUGCUACAACAUCCAGGUGUCGGGCCUCGCGCAGCGCAUGCGCGCGUCGGGGCUGAAGAAGCUCGUCAUCGGCGUGUCCGGGGGCCUCGACUCGACGCACGCGCUCCUCGUCUGCUGCCAGGCGCUGGACAAGCUCGGCCUGCCGCGGUCCAACUGCCUCGCGUACACGAUGCCCGGCUUCGCGACGACGGCGGCGACCAAGUCCUACGCGCUCGAGCUCAUGCGGUGCCUCGGCGUGACCGCGGAGACGCUCGACAUCACGCCGAGCUGCGAGGUCAUGCUCGGGGACCUGGGCCACGCCUACGCGGCGGGCGAGCGGGGCCGGGCCGUCUACGACGUCACGUUCGAGAACGUGCAGGCGGGCGAGCGCACGAACCACCUCUUCCGCCUCGCGAACCACAAAGGCGCCUUCGUCGUCGGCACGGGCGACCUGAGCGAGCUCGCGCUGGGCUGGUGCACCUACGGCGUCGGCGACCACAUGAGCCACUACUGCGUCAACGCGUCCGUGCCCAAGUCGCUGAUCCAGUGCGUCAUCCAGUGGGUCAUCUCGUCCGACUUCGUCGGCGCCGAGGCGAACGCCGUGCUCACGUCGAUCCUCGCCGUGGAGAUCUCGCCGGAGCUCGUGCCCCAGGAGGACGGCGAGGCCAUGCAGUCGACGGAGGACGCGCUCGGGCCCUACGACCUCCACGACUUCCAGCUCUACUGCGCGACGCGCCGCGGCUUCGCGCCGGCCAAGGCGGCGUACCUCGCGAUGCACGCCUGGGCCAGCGACUGCCCGGACACCUGGGAGCGGGCCCACUUUGAGCGCGAGCCGCCGCCGACGCUCGCCGGCGCGGCGGCCGUGCUCGAGGACCGCGCGUUCCCGCUCGCCAAGGUCCUCGACUUCCAGCGCACGUUCCUCCGCCGCUUCUUCCUCACGUCCCAGUUCAAGCGCACCUGCGUCCCCAACGCGCCCAAGGUCGGCGACGGCGGCUCGUUGAGCCCCCGCGGCGACUGGCGCGCGCCGUCGGACUCGUCCUGGCAGCCCUGGCACCGCGGCUGGCAGGCGACGGUGAAGUGGGCGCGCGCGAGCGCCGCGGCGGACGGCCACGCGGAGCUGGCGCGCGACCUCGAGGCACUCAUGAGCGUCUACGAGCUUUGAUAACAGACAGGGUUGUU
Molecule: messenger RNA, 2228 nt
Organism: Aureococcus anophagefferens
Lineage: Eukaryota; Pelagophyceae; Pelagomonadales; Pelagomonadaceae
Gene: NADE
Exons: 1
Coding region: 1-2211 (736 amino acids)
Biological process (GO): NAD+ biosynthetic process
Cellular component (GO): cytoplasm
Molecular function (GO): glutaminase activity; NAD+ synthase (glutamine-hydrolyzing) activity; NAD+ synthase activity
Source: RefSeq, a predicted model, not a curated record